Molecule: messenger RNA, 2880 nt
Organism: Nematocida homosporus
Lineage: Eukaryota; Fungi; Microsporidia
Exons: 1
Coding region: 1-2880 (959 amino acids)
Source: RefSeq, a predicted model, not a curated record
AUGGGAAGUAAGAAGAAUGUAUCUAUCUCCCGAGAGAAGAAGGAGGACGGGCGUGUGGUUAGAGAGAAUCUUGCGACUAAAGAAACAACAAUCAAAAACAAUGGCGAAACUCUUAAGAUUGCUGAACGUGAAAUUAAAGUUGGGGCGUCUUUAGAUAGGUCGCAGCCGGUGGUUAAGAAGAUUACUAAGAACUUUCUGGAGACUCAGGACAGUCUUUAUGGGACUUCCUUAUCGCGGAAGUUAGAGCCUCAGCCGGAAUUGGAGGAGGAGAAGUUGGGUGGGAAACAGCAGCGGGAAAGACCGCAGGAUUUAGGCCGGGCUAAAUUACUGGUGGAUAAGUUGACUUUAAGGUACUGCCAGAACCGGAAUUAUAUGGAGAAGGUGGAGAAGUUGGCGAAGGUGACGAGUCGGAUGAGUGCUGAGUCGAUGGAGAGUCUGUUUAUGCAGAUUAUGCGCCGGGCUGAGAGUCCGUAUAUUGCUUUGUUUUUGUUUCCUUAUUUGGCAACGGAAGAGCUCUUUUUAUCAAAUAAGUGUGUGAAACAGUUGAGUUUAUUGGUGAAGAGUUUUCGGCAGAUCUAUACCGAAACGAUUCCUUAUUCCUCUAUUGUCUGGUCGUUGUUCAAAACGAAGGUGAAGUAUGAUGUGCGAAUUGAGACUUCUUUUGGGCUGGUAGGAGAGUUGAACCAGACUCCGGAGAUGAGGGAGGCUAUAGUGGGGUUGUACGGGAAAGGACAUGUAGUGGCCUAUUAUAAAGAGGUGGCGGCUGGUAUUCUUUUGCAGGCGUACGAUCGUAAGGUGAUUUAUUCGCUGAUGUACACGAUUAAUGAUCGCAACUUAGCUAUGAAACCGUUAGAGCCGAUGUUUGCUAAGUUGCAGGAGUAUGCAUCUGGGAACACAGUUGAGAAGAAUACGGCUAGUAUUGCGCGUGCAAUUUGGGCUUUGCUUUUGGCCCAUCCGGAUGCAUUUGAUGAUGAUUUUGGAUCAACAGUCACUUACUUUACUUACUUUGCUAAUGUCUUUACUGAGGAGGCAUGUGAAACCUUUGCGGCGGAUGAAAUCACUGAUAUAAUCGAUGCAAUUGCGAGUUUAGCCAAUGCAAUCAUUAAUCGUACGAUUACGAGUAAAACAGGCCCGAUGGAUGCCGAGAAGGUCAGUAACCGGGUUGAGAAGAGGACUGUGCAGGAGCAGGGCCAUGUGCAGAUCAUUCCGGAAAUGGAAGAUGUGGAGUAUACUGACCAGGUUGAGGGUAAUUCAGACUCUUCUAGUGCUAGUGCCCAGCUUGGUGAGCAAGACUUGUCCAGUGGCAGUGGUGACCAUUUAAACAAUGUUACUAUGGACCCCCAACGACACUUGGUCUUUGCCUCGGCUUUGGAACACCUCUACAAAACCACGGCUAAGAACAUCAAAGCUAGUAGCGAGUGGAAGAAACGCGUAUCUUAUGACUCUCUUCUUUAUUUGGUUGCCCAAAUUAAGCUGGGGCAUUUGGUGGUUUAUCUAUCCCAUGCGGCGGCAGUGAACACAAUUCCUUACGCGCAAUACUUUGAGCUGGUUAGUCAAGUUGCGGUUCCAACUAAGGACCAGAAUGAAGAGAAGCAUCCUGAUCUUAAUAUACUAAAGGAGACCGUGAUGGCUGAAAAGUGGAAGACAAUUGGGUACUUGGCCAGAGAAUCGGUUGCUCGGCCGGAGCCUGGUCUUCUGGCUAACGAUAUACUCGGUCUUCGGGCACCUAUCGGGCUUAUCUCUAAUAUUGCGGCUGUAGUGGAUAUCUUUGAAAUGCCAAGUAUUUCGGCCUUUCUAACUAAUGGCUACAUCUACGAUGCUAUCUUUCUUAUUACUCUUCCCAAGUACGUCAAGAAUCCUCAGUUCGCCUGCUCACUUAAAGAGUGUGUGGGUAUCCUAAUUAGCCAAUGCCAUAAAGAAGCCUUAGCUCUUUUGGCGCGUAAACUCAUGGAACUUGAUGGCUUCUAUACCGAAGCCGAGCAGAAAGAGGGCAGUAAAGCCUCCCGUAUUCCUAAAGACUACAUUGAAGCUAAACCCAUCGUGCGCGAGACGAUUGCCUCUCUUUUUCUCACGGAAAUUGACCUCACUGCCAUUCAUGCCGCUCAACUUGAAACCAAGCAACUUGAGAAGGGCCAGCAAGGCUACGACACUUUCCGGGUCAACAUGAAAGAGAAGAAGGUUCUUAAUCCAGAGACCCAAGAAGAAGAGUACUCAAUUAUCGAAGAGACCGUCUUCAAACGACUCGGCACUGACAAACUCAAGACUCACAAUAGUAUCAAAGAGUUCCACAAACUUUCCAAAACAGCCCAAAAUAUCGAUACGCAGCGCCGCAAGAUUAUUGUUUCUUUCUUAGCCAAAAUCAAUGACACCCCAAUUUCAGAUAAGUUUGUCAAUGCACUUAUUGCACUUCCAGCUGCCGUCUCUCUUACUGAUAAGUUCAUGGCCUUUCUCUUAGCCAUCCUCUCCUACUUCAAAAAGAAUGUCACCCUCUCCAGUGAAACCAACCAAAACCUGCUCAAAUUCGCGAGUAAGCAAAUGGCCGCCAGUAAUAAUGAGAUUAAAGCCCAAGCCAAGUUCCUUUAUUGCGACUGUUCGGCUGCCCCAGAUAUUGCUUUAGAAACCGAUCUGACUACAUUUGAUGGACUCUCCCUUUCUCUUCUCACUCUUAUCUUCUCCCAGAAAGGCAACAUCCAAGAGCUCAAAGACGCCUUCUUCCGAGUCUGUACUGAGAUUACUUCAGACGAACGGGCCGAACUCCUUCUUCUCUUCGCUAAAGUAGGCGUUCCCAUCUCUAAUGACCUCAAACAAGAAUCACGACUUGUUCAGGAAUAUCAAAAAUCCACCCAACGCUUUAACAACUCAUUCCCCGAAAUCAUCUAA